Molecule: messenger RNA, 3168 nt
Organism: Schistosoma rodhaini
Lineage: Eukaryota; Metazoa; Platyhelminthes; Trematoda; Strigeidida; Schistosomatidae
Source: the annotation of a GenBank genome assembly
AUGAGUGAUUUUUCUUCGAAGUUUGCUCAGCUAAGCGUGCGGUCUGAGAAAAGUAGUCACAACGACUUGUCUAACAUUCAGCGUGCAAAUGGAGACGAAGACAAGGGUUCUAAGGGUAACCCAUGGAAGCCAAUAGUCCCUAGUUCUGAAAACAAUUCUUUGGAAGCAGACGCUUGGCCUGAACCCUCGGCACCCACUGAACAGAGACGGAUUACUCGCAUUGCGGAAGAAAAGCCCAAAAGAAAGCUAAAGUGGCAUAAUUAUGAAGUAGAUGACACUACUUGUGGUUUUCCUCGAGGGCGUGGCCGUCAUACCGUUGGACCAUUUGCCGGAGCUAACUACACCAAUAGUAAUGUCAGGUCAUUUCGCAGGGGUAAGCGACUUAUGUUAUGUAAUUCUUCAGGUUAUGGAGGUUAUCGAAGUCGCAUCUUACCUGAUGCAAACAGAGGUCGAAACAGCAAUGGGUUCUAUCGUCAUCCUGGUCGCUUAGGAAGUAUACGACCAGUCAGUGAACCUAAAGAAAAUCCAAAUGAACUCAGUCAAAAGAAUAGUCCAGUUCAAACAAGUGAAACAUGUAGCAUCUCAGUUGAUGUUAAUUUGAGUACGGAUGUAUCGUCUCACGACGAAAAGGUUUCAGAUCGCGGUUUACAUCUGUCGGAAUCAGUUGAGGUGUCAGGUCAACAAACAGACACAGACUUGCAGAAUAACAAACCAAGCUCGGUUUCCUCUAUGCUUAAUCCAACACCUCGCAAAGUUUAUCGCGAGAGAUCUAAUGUUUCGUCGCAGUCGGGUAGCCAGUCAACUAACAUCCCAUCUAAUUAUGAUGCAGGUCCCGUUGGCCGUGCAAGGCGAUCUUACCAACGCCAACACCAACCAAUGUUCCCCAACGAAACUGAUAGUCACAAUUUGAAUUCACAUUCUACUUUGGUUGCAAACUCCUCCAUCCAACCUCUUAUUCCCUUUCAAACGCUACCUCAAAUUACAUAUAUCAUCCCAGGGGCACAUGCAACGAUGCUGACUCCUGCCUUACAGAUUGCCCAAACACCUGCUUCACACACAAUAAUUCCUACCGUGUCGCUAGCAAACACUCAAAUCCUACCCACUCAACCGACAAUACAACAUUCUAUUGGACCUCUACCACAUCUUCCGGUCGAAAAUCUUCCUAUACCUAUCCUUUCUGAUGUAUCAGCUGUUCAGCCUGUACAUCCCAGUUUCAACCCACAAUCAUCCAUGACUUCUACAGGCACAGAACAACCAACUGAUACCCCUGAAGUGGUUGACGUAACUCAGGUGAUCGCAUACAUUAAUGAAGUGGGAUGGAAAAAAGUAGUUUUUCCCACAAGCCUCCGAGAACAUCGUGCAGUUGCUGCUGCCAUAAAAGAUGCUCUAGGGUCGUCAAAUCACGACUUGGCCGACCUCACUGAAUCAGCUGUUAACAAAAAUGACUUGUCCAAUCCGUCAUCUCAAUCUCGUAGUGAUGAUGCACCUACAAGACCAAUAAAAGCUGACGACAUUAUCAUAGUUGAGGAUCGUGUGUUUUUUGUCCCAAAAAAUGUGAAUCGAACCAAGUUUCUAAAGUUCCUAUCGAAACUGGAUUAUAUUAGGCAUCACGUCGAGUAUUACUUCAGUGAAAGCAAUUUACAACGUGAUUCCCACUUACGUGCGAUACUAACUGCCAAUCAAGAUGUUUGCCCUCUAACCGAGCUGUUACAAUUCAAUAGACUCCGUUGGGUGUCUGCUACUGAAUCCGAAUUACUAGAUGCCGUUUCCAGUAGCAGUGUUUUGUUGGUUGUGCUUUCCCCUGAUGGAUCACCAACUGGGAUUACUCGAGUUUGUCCAACAUUGGUAAAACAUUUCAACGAAGGCUGUUCUCCAUCCGUCGAGUUUGGCUAUGUGCGUCCUGUAAAUCAAGGUGUAAGUUUGGCAACUUCGGUUUCUGAUCAAAACACAAUUGUUGUGCAAGUAUCUACAGCUUCCAGUCAAUCCCUUACACAUCCCACUGUUGAUCCUUUAAAUCAAAACAUCUCAAUUCUAAGUCCGGUUUCGGCUCAUUCAUUUGGAAGUCAGGUUUCUGCAGGCAGUAACAACACCCAUUUUCCUUGUGCAACACAGGUUUUGGGAGUUUCGGGUCAAUCCAUGAACUCCAUUCCACAUAAUUCGCUUCCGAACUACAUUCAAUCUUCAGCUCAUGUCUUAACUCCGAACAAUUUUGGAAUUUUGACAAACACUUCACCAGGGAACAUAAUAUAUUCUAGUUCUUCACCCUCACAACAACAUGCAUCAGUAACUUCUCCGUUCUACCAAUCCGACCUCGGUCCACAAUCUACAAUUAGACCAGCACAAGCUUUCCAUUGUCCACAACUUUACACUCAAAAUCAGGCGGCUGCGUUUAUGGCUGCGGCUGCCAACCAGUGUAGUUUGUUAGCGUCAGGGCCCAGCACUGCAGUUUUGCCUCCAUCAGACCCAAAUACUGCGUCCUUCAUAUCCGCAUUAUACCGCCUUGCCACUCCAGGUAGCCCGGCGCCUAUCGUUGGGACGUAUGUACCUUCUGUUGGAAAUCCUAACAACAUGUCUCCUGCUGCUCCUAAUUCAGCUGUGUUUCUCCAGUUUAUUCCAGGAGCUCAUCCCGGCCAAACUAACGCUUAUUUCACGCCUCCGAUUAGUUGUCCGCCAGGCACAAACUCACUGUUAAGCCGUUCCGUUCCUGCACACGCUAGCGGGAUGUGGAUACCGCUCAACCAAGGUUCUGGUGCGAACAGUGGUAUCGUUCCGACGCAUCCUUACCAACCGUAUGUGGCACUCACUCAGGCUCAUCCGAGCCUAUCGCUUUCCAAUAAUCCGAGUGGUAACGGAGGGUUGUACGCAGUUACAUCCUCUCACUCAUUCCCAACAGCCUUUGGAACAGUUCCUACUUUAACUAUUGGUCCCGAUGUCUCUGGCUUUGGUGUCCAGAAAGUGUUCAGUCAUGCUCAUUCAUUGAGCAGUCCACAUAGCUUCACAAAUCACCAAUCACCGGUCACUUCAAACGCGAACGUGACAGCAAUAAACACGCCAACCGGACACAAUUCUCAAAUCAAUGUAAAUCAUAGUUCAGUUCCAGGUUCACAGCCAUCGAACAGUAACUUGGCUUUGGGUAAACGAAUACCUACAAACAAUACUCAAACAUGA